GAUGAAGAAACAAGAAUAGGAAGAAUUUUAGCUAUAGUCUCAACUUCGAAUAGUAUCAAAUUGAAGAUUCAACAUCUUUAUUUUGGCACCGAAUUACCAAGGAUAUUUGCAAGCUCAAUACGAAAAGAGCAAUCAAGGAAUGGGGAGUUGUGGCUAAGCGAAAUAACAUACUUGACUGAUCCGUUUAAUGUUAUUGAACCUGUUACAGUUUGGCUUCAAGAUACUUCAGAGUUACCUAAUUUUCAAUUUUAUGUGAGAGAAAUUUUAUAUUGUCAUGAAAGCCGGUGGAAGAUAAGAGAUUGUAGACUAAGACAUCUUUAUCCAAUUGAAUAUACUCAAAUUCCAAUGUCAGCUCCUCAUAAUGUGCCUACAUUAAAAAUCAUGUUAGACAUUUAUCACGAUGACUUCG
Dentiscutata heterogama is the source of this 409-nucleotide messenger RNA. The record is from the annotation of a GenBank genome assembly. NCBI's taxonomy places the organism in Eukaryota, Fungi, Glomeromycota, Glomeromycetes, Diversisporales, Gigasporaceae.